AUGGAUCAUAGCCUCACUAAAUCAAAAACAAACCCUAGCCAUGGAACAUCAGAAGUAGAUCAUAGCCAUAAUUUUCUAGAUGUCUGUUCAUUGGACAGCGACCCUGGAAGGCUGUGUUCUAAUUGGACGAUAUAUUGGGCUUUUAAUUCUACAAGUCGAAGAUGUCAGAGAUUUUAUUAUGGUGGUUGUGAUGGAAACGGAAAUCGUUUUGAGAAUCAAGCAGAAUGUCGCUUAAAAUGUUUCUAUUCUCGUACUCCAGGUACAGAUUUUUUGCAUGUUGUGUUUGAAAUGCUUCCAGAUCUGCAUGUAUAA
Messenger RNA from Lottia gigantea (owl limpet), 312 nucleotides. RefSeq lists its product as hypothetical. Lineage: Eukaryota; Metazoa; Mollusca; Gastropoda; Lottiidae. The coding region runs from base 1 to 312 and encodes 103 amino acids. Gene Ontology annotation, molecular function: serine-type endopeptidase inhibitor activity. The transcript has a single exon. The record is from RefSeq and is a predicted model, not a curated record.